Messenger RNA from Erigeron canadensis, 2724 nucleotides. Its product is annotated as G-type lectin S-receptor-like serine/threonine-protein kinase At2g19130. The record is from RefSeq and is a predicted model, not a curated record. NCBI's taxonomy places the organism in Eukaryota, Viridiplantae, Streptophyta, Magnoliopsida, Asterales, Asteraceae. Gene Ontology annotation, molecular function: protein serine/threonine kinase activity; ATP binding. Gene Ontology annotation, biological process: recognition of pollen; protein phosphorylation. The transcript has a single exon. The coding region runs from base 150 to 2516 and encodes 788 amino acids.
UUGACUGGUAACCGAUGGUACUAAAUUGUCACUUCUAUAAAACCUGAUUGUGGUAAUGUAUCUGUUAUGAUAUUUCCAUCUCUUCUUCUUCUCCCCUUUUCCAAAUUUUGUAUCAGUGACCUGCUUAACAUAAAAAAGAAAACAGUUCAAUGGGGUUUCUGCUCCUCUUGUGUUUCUGUUUCAUCAUUUCUUUCUCAUCUGGAACGGAUACCAUAUCUGCAAACCAGCCUUUAUCUGGUGACCACACAAUAAUAUCCAAUGGUGAAACCUUUGAACUGGGUUUCUUCAAACCAGGUAACUCUUCUAAUUAUUACAUAGGCAUUUGGUAUAAAAAGGUAUCUAUCAAUCCCCGCACUAUAGUUUGGGUAGCAAACAGAGAAACACCCAUCUCUGAUAGAUAUAAUUCUGAGCUAAAAAUUGUAGAUGGUAACUUAGUGCUCUUAAACGAGUCCAAGAUCCAUAUUUGGUCCACCAAUGUCACCACCGCCAUCAAUAUGAAUUCUGCAACUGCUGUUAUCCGUAACGACGGUAACUUAGUUUUGACAGAUGGGUCAAGUUCCGUGGACCCCGUUUGGCAAAGUUUUGACCACCCAGUUGAUACAUGGUUGCCUGGUAGUAAACUUGCUUAUAAUAAUAUAACAAAGAAAAGUCAGAUUCUUACUUCGUGGAAAAGCGAAGCAAAUCCUGCUGUAGGGCUCUUCUCUAUGGAAGUUGUUCCAUCUAGUAAAGAGUAUAUAAGCAAGUGGAAUGGCUCCCAACAGUAUUGGACAAGCGGUGCUUGGAUUGGAGAAAGAUUUAGCCAAAUACCUGAAAUGAGGUUGAGUUUCCUUUAUAAUUACAGCUAUCAUGAGAAUGAGAACGAGAGUUACUUUAUUUAUUCUAUGUAUAAUUCUAGCAUCAUAUCCAGAUUUGUAAUGUCUGCUUCUGGUCAAGUUCAGAUGCUAGCAUGGAAUGAUGAUAUUAAACAGUGGUAUUUGUUUUGGAAUCAACCUAGAACGCAGUGUCAGGUUUAUGCUUUAUGUGGUGCUUUUGGUGUUUGCAAUGAGAACACAAUGCCAUUCUGUAAUUGCUUGACUGGCUUCACGCCUAGAUCAGAAAGUGAUUGGCAUCAGGGUGACUUUUCCGGUGGGUGUGUGAGAAAAUCAGAUCUGCAGUGUGGGAGAAACGAGGAAGUAUUCGAUUUUCUCAGGAUUAAAGUCAACAGCCCCCCUUCAAAUAGUUCGGUGGCAGUUGGGAGUGCUGGAGAAUGCCGUACCGCCUGUUUGAACAGUUGCUCCUGUAAUGGCUACUUUAUUGCUAAUAAUGAGUGCUCAAUAUGGGACGGAGAACUUAUGGAUCAUUCAGAAGACGAUAACAGGGAAAUAAUCUACAUCAAAGUUGCUUCUAAAGAUCUCUUAGAUCUUAAAAAGAAUAUCAGGUUGCCUGUGGGUGCUGUUGCUGGGUCCAUUGCAGGUGUGGCUUUUGUCUUGGCUCUAAUAUCGUUUGUGAUUAUUAGAAGGAGGAUACUGGCUGAAAAAACAACAAUGGAGGGAUCGUUGGUGGCGUUUGCAUACAGAGAUUUGAAAGUAGCUACAAAGAAUUUCUCUGAUAAACUGGGAGGAGGUGGCUUUGGAUCAGUUUUCAAGGGAAUACUGUGUGAUUCAUCCAUUGUGGCAGUGAAAAGGCUCGAAGGCAUCUGCCAAGGAGAGAAGCAAUUCAGGACUGAAGUCAGCACAAUUGGCACCGUCCAACACGUUGAUCUUGUACGUCUUCGUGGGUUUUGUGCACAAGGUAACAUUAAGCUACUGGUUUAUGAUUACAUGCCAAAUGGCUCUCUUGAUUCUCAUCUAUUCCAUGAUAAAGUAGUUUUAAGUUGGAAAACGAGGUAUCAGAUUGCCCUUGGAAUUGCAAGAGGGUUGGUGUAUCUGCAUGAGAAGUGUAGAGACUGUAUAAUUCACUGCGAUAUAAAGCCAGAAAACAUUCUUUUAGAUGCCGAUUUUAUUCCCAAAAUUGCAGAUUUUGGUCUGGCGAAGCUUGUGGGACGAGAUUUCAGCAGGGUCUUGACAAGUAUAAGAGGAACCCGAGGGUAUCUGGCACCCGAAUGGUUAUCAGGGGUGGCUGUCACAGCCAAAGCAGAUGUCUUUAGCUACGGAAUGAUGCUUUUUGAAUUCGUACAUGGUAAGAGAAAUGCAGAACAAUUUGACAAUGAUUCAAGUACGACAUUCUUCCCUAGUUUUGUUGCCAAAUUACUUACGGAGGGAGGUGAUAUCCUUAGCCUACUAGACAGUAGAUUAAACAGAGAAGCCAGUGUUGAGGAAGUCACAAAAAUAUGCAAAGUUGCGUGUUGGUGUAUCCAGGAUGAGGAAAGCUGCAGGCCUAACAUGGGUACGGUGGAACAGAUUCUCGAAGGGGUUUUGGAUGUGAGCAUACCUCCAAUCCCACAAUUAGUCGAGUUAUUUACAAACAACGCUGGACAUGUUGUUUUCUACACCGAGUCAUCAUCGAAUGGGAACGCACAGGCAGCGAGCAAUUCCUAGCAUGCAUCUUGUAUGUUCCUUGUUAUAAUCACGUCUUACAAUGCAUCAUUGACGGUUUAAAUCAGCGUACUUAACUUUUGUUUGCUAUUGAGAAAAUAUACUGUAGUAAAUCUUUUAUUUUAUUUUUGGCAUUUGUAAAAUGUUGUACUAAAAUUAUUUUUAUGUUGUUUUUUUAUAUUUAGUAUUGUAACCCUUUAUUCAAGGUGCA